GCGUCUUCACCGCAUUUACGUUUCAGCUGUGAACUCGACGAUUUGGAUAUUCACCUUCGAGUGUUAUUUGCGUUCACAUUGGUUUACAAGGCUCUUGAAGAGAAACAUAUAAGCGAUUCUUCAAAUAGUGUCUAUCAUACGAAUUAUUCCUUUUUUAAUUUUUUUUUUAAUUUAAACUUAACUCAUUCCACCACCGUUCCCAGUUCUAGUAAUCUAUAAUCCUUGAACCCGGUAUCCUAGGAAAGCUACGUUUUAUUUUCUUAUUUGCGACAUCAAUUUUCAACUAAAUUUUUUAUUAUUGUCAUUACGGAAAUUAAACGCGAUAACUUUAACUUCAAACGAAAUGGCUUUGAAAAUUCGUGUCGACUCGUCGAAGGUGAAAUAUACAGAAGAUUAUAUCGAAGCACAAUACGAGUACCAAACGACGAACGUUACAGAAGACGAUGGUUCGAAAUACACGGUGAAGCCAGUGUCGACACAAUUAUUAAUUAGAACACAAUUGAAAGUUCCAAAGCUUGGAUUAAUGUUGGUAGGAUGGGGUGGAAAUAAUGGUACCACUAUUACUGCUGCAUUAUUAGCAAAUAAACUUAAACUCUCAUGGGAAACAAAAAAUGGUCUUCAAAAAGCUAACUGGUAUGGAUCUUUGAUUCAAGCUUCUACUGUUAGACUGGGUAGAGGAACGAAAGGAGAUGUGUAUGUUCCAAUGUCUUGGAUACUUCCAAUGGUAAAUCCAGAUGACAUUGAACUUGAUGGUUGGGAUAUUUCAAACAUGAACAUAGCCGAUGCUAUGAAGCGAGCAAAAGUUCUAGAUAUUAACCUGCAGAAGCAAUUGGAACCAUAUAUGAUACAUAUGAAACCAAGGAAAAGCAUAUACUACCCUGAUUUUAUUGCAGCUAAUCAGGAGAAAAGAGCCAAUAAUGUUAUUUCAGGUUCAAAAUUUGAACAUUUGGAAACGAUUAGAAAAGAUAUUGCAGAAUUUAAGAAUUCAAAGAACUUUGAUCAAGUAAUUAUAUUGUGGACAGCUAAUACUGAAAGAUUCUCUGAAAUAAUACCAGGUGUAAAUGAUACAGCUAAAAACUUAUUAAAAGCUAUCAAAGAUAAUCAUUCUGAAAUUAGUCCAAGUACAGUAUUCGCUGUUGCAGCAGCUUUAGAAGGUUGUACAUAUAUAAAUGGCUCUCCUCAAAAUACUUUUGUGCCUGGAGCAAUGGAAUUAGCGGAAAAACAUAAAACAUUUAUCGGUGGUGAUGAUUUUAAGUCUGGACAAACAAAACUAAAGUCUGUACUUGUAGAUUUUCUAGUAUCAGCUGGUAUCAAACCAGUAUCAAUUGUCAGCUACAAUCAUCUUGGAAAUAAUGAUGGAUAUAAUUUAUCUGCUCCCCAACAAUUUCGUUCAAAGGAGAUAUCAAAAAGCAAUGUGGUGGAUGAUAUGGUACUGUCAAAUAAAAUCCUUUACCAACCUGGAGAGAAACCGGACCAUUGUGUUGUAAUUAAAUAUGUUCCAUAUGUUGGUGAUAGUAAACGGGCUAUGGAUGAGUACACAUCAGAAAUACUACUUGGAGGGCACAAUACAAUUGUGGUACAUAAUACAUGUGAGGAUUCUUUACUGGCUAGUCCAAUAAUUUUAGAUCUGGUUCUUCUGGCAGAAAUUUGUUCACGUAUUACUUUCAAAGUAGCAGAUUCGAAUGACGAAUUUAUUGGAUUUCAUAGUGUGCUUUCUAUAUUGUCGUACCUUUGCAAAGCACCAUUAGUGCCUCAUGGAAUACCGGUAAUAAACGCAUUAUCCAGACAACGAGCUGCGAUUGAAAAUAUUUUAAGAGCAUGUCUUGCAUUGCCUCCUGAAAAUAACAUGUUACUUGAACACAAAAUUAAUUUCGAGAAACCUAUACAAAAUUAAGAAAAUAAAUUGUAUCUUUAAAAGUAAGGGUAUUAUUGUUUUUAAAAAAGAAAAAACGAACAAACAGUAUUAUCAAAAAAUAAUUUUAAAAACUUGUAAAAUCAUUUAGUGUUCGGAAAUAAGUACUUUUAUUUUCAGAUUACUCUUUUUAUAUAAUUUUUUAUAGACAGCUUGCGAAGUGAACAUGUGAUAAAAAUGUAUCUGAAGACACUUGGCGACGAAAUCAACCAAACUUAGUAGUAUAUUUCAGGGAUCAGUCUUAAUAAGAAAUUUUAAAUCAAAAAUUCAUAAAGACAACUCUUAAAAUACUGAUACACCUAAUAGUGGAAAUGGUAUUGUCAAUAUUUAAAAGAGUAUAAAUCGAAUUUUAACCAAAAUAAUAUAAAUCAUCGUUUUCAAAAAACAACUACUUCCAAAUUCAAUAUGUUAUGUACAUAACGAAUUUUGGAAUUAAUUCUGAAUUAUACUUUCUUGCCCAUCUAUCAGAAAAAUGUCAGUGUAAUGUAUGUAAUAUUUUAUUCUGUGUAAUAGCGCAAUAUGUAAAAAUAAUGUUAAUCUAUUUUUGUGAUAAAAUACCCUUAUUGCUUAAAUGUAUGUUAUGCUUUAUGAAUAAAAAAAGAACUUAUAAAAAAUAAAA
Molecule: messenger RNA, 2531 nt
Organism: Megalopta genalis
Lineage: Eukaryota; Metazoa; Arthropoda; Insecta; Hymenoptera; Halictidae
Gene: Inos
Product: Inositol-3-phosphate synthase
Biological process (GO): phospholipid biosynthetic process; inositol biosynthetic process
Molecular function (GO): inositol-3-phosphate synthase activity
Source: RefSeq, a predicted model, not a curated record